Molecule: messenger RNA, 1603 nt
Organism: Guyanagaster necrorhizus
Lineage: Eukaryota; Fungi; Basidiomycota; Agaricomycetes; Agaricales; Physalacriaceae
Exons: 5
Coding region: 176-1453 (425 amino acids)
Source: RefSeq, a predicted model, not a curated record
AACCAUUCGUUGCGCGCCUUAUUUCCGUUGUAUAAAGACCCAAGUAGUUUCAGUAAUAAAGUCCCAGAUACGCAAUAUUCGCGUAGGACUGAGAGACAUCGAGUGAUGAAGCACGUGGAAUACCCGUCACUACCAGAGCAAUCUAGGCGGUUCUCAGACUUAACGACCAACUACCAUGCGCAGAUUGCUCUGCCCCAUUCUUGUACUUUCUCUCGUCUCCAGUGUCCGUCCACUGCACAUAUUCUCGCUCGGAUCGCGGUCGGAGAAGAGCUGGUGGGGUUGGGCAUGGGGAGCUGAAAGCACUGUCUCUGUUGUAGAUCGGUCUCCUGUUAUUUCCUUCUCUUCACGACCCGCUGCAUUUGGGGCAGAAAUUACAGGUCCGAUUUUGGGCUAUGUAAUCCCAGUUAACACCUUUACGACACCAUGCUCAACGAACGGCUCGGCUUUUGACCAUUUCCCUAACACUGGAUGUCCUCGGUUGUGCUUGAACGGGCCUCAUAAGCCAGACCCAUCCGAGACCUGGAUAGCCCUUGUACAGCGAGGUAAAUGUGAGUUCGUGAACAAGGUCCGAGAGGCCCAGCGGCUGGGUGCGCGGGCUGUUGUUGUCGGAGGAGAGAAUCCGAACAUCUCAGGACUUCCUGACACGCUCGUCAACAUGUACAGUCCUGAGGAUGCUUCUGAUGUCAAGAUUUCUGCCACUUACAUCAAGCACUCUGACUACGUACAACUCUCAUCUCUCAUCGCAGCCUCAAACACUUCACAUUCUGGCCUCCGCACGCUGUCUCUGCUUAUUACCGCGGACUACUCCACUUGGGAGUGGUAUUCUCCUAUUGUUACCUUUAUUGUUAUUCUUCUGCUUCCUUCGGCUCUUACGUUCAUGACUCUUCUCAUUCAUCGCAUUCGAGCCGCACGAGCUGCCCAACGCGAUCGUGCUCCCGAAGAUAUUGUCCGGAACUUGCCAUGGCAAGUGUGGACGGGAGCGGGGUGGGAGAAACAUGAGGGCGGCGAAGGCCUGCACCCUACUCAACCACUAAAAUCUACGAUAGACCUCGAACGUGGAGUUGUAGAAUCCGCUGAGCAGCACGAGACGUCAACAGAACGACCAUCUACCUCACGACCACCGAAACCCGAAGUCACGCACCAAUGGUUCGAGAAUCAGCAAGAGUGUGCCAUCUGUCUUUCUGAAUUUGCGAAGGGUGACAAGGUUAGGGUAUUGCCUUGUCAUCACAUAUUUCAUCUGGAUGAGGUGGAUGAAUGGUUGAUUCAGCGGAAAAAGCUCUGUCCCGUGUGCAAGGCAGAUGUCACUCAGCCACCACAUCUGGCGACGCAGGCCGUUCUGACGGAAGAAUCACGCACACCUGUUGCAUCUUCACGGCCUACAUCCCCUGAAACCGCAACGGAACGAACACCUCUACUUUCGGCUGCUGAUACCAAUACUAACGAUACUCAAUAAUGAGGACUUUUGACUGACGGUUUCGAAUGUAGUAUAUGUAUUAUCUUAUAUAAACUCUAACCUACGCAUCGUUUGUAAAGUGUGGGAUAUCGAUAAGGAGGCGGCAAAUGGAACAAUGUCAAAACGAGCAAUCAACGCCCGUUUAGAAUG